Molecule: messenger RNA, 2571 nt
Organism: Oncorhynchus masou masou (cherry salmon)
Lineage: Eukaryota; Metazoa; Chordata; Actinopteri; Salmoniformes; Salmonidae
Product: semaphorin-7A-like
Exons: 14
Coding region: 549-2372 (607 amino acids)
Biological process (GO): positive regulation of cell migration; positive regulation of macrophage cytokine production; regulation of inflammatory response
Cellular component (GO): external side of plasma membrane; plasma membrane
Molecular function (GO): integrin binding; chemorepellent activity; semaphorin receptor binding
Source: RefSeq, a predicted model, not a curated record
UAAAACAAGAAGCUCCCACGCUGAGGUCUGUCCAACGCUGGUCCGACCAAGCUGAUUCCACACUCCAAGACUGCUUCCAUCACGUGGACUGGGACAUGUUUCGUAUUGCGUCAGACAACAACAUUGACGAAUACGCUGAUUCGGUGUGCGAGUUCAUGAGAACGUGUGUUGAAGAUGUCGUUCCCAUAGCAACGAUUAAAACAUUCCCUAACCAGAAACCGUGGAUUGAUGGCAGCAUUCGCGUGAAAUUGAACCACUGCUUUUAAUCAGGGCAAGGUGACUGGUAACAUGACCGAAUACAAACAGUGCAGCUAUUCCCUCCGUAAGGCUAUCAAACAAGCUAAGCGUCACUAUAGAGACAAAGUAGAAUCUCAAUUCAACGGCUCAGACACAAGAGGUAUGUGGCAGGGUCUACAGUCAAUCACGGACUACAAGAAGAAAUCCAGCCCAGUCACGGACCAGGAUGUCUUGCUCCCAGGCAGACUAAAUAACUUUUUUGCCCGCUUUGAGGACAAUACAGUGCCACUGACACGGCCUGCCACGAAAACAUGCCGUCUCUCCUUCACUGCAGCCGAGAUGUGAGCUUCCUAAGAAUCCACCUGUCUGGGAAUAACAGCCGUAUAGAGCUCUUGCAUGGCCCUCAUGACAACAUAGUAUAUGCUACAGGCAGCAUAAACCUGUUCCAGACAAACUUCCACAGUUCUAUGACCUCUACAAUGGGUCCUGUGUUUGGAGAGGGUUGUAGAAGUAAUGAUCCCACAUCACCAGACUGUCACUAUAACAUCACUGUUUUAUGCAAGACUAAAGAUCCAAACCAACUGUUCCUGUGUGGAACCAAUGGACAACAACACACAUUGUGCUGUUACAUGAACCCAUCAGAAGACCCGUUUAUCUGCACUCCAUCCAAGGACAUCCAAGACAUUAAACAACACAUAAAUGAAAGAGAGCCGUCACUCCUCAUUGGUUCUCCUGAGGUAGAGCAGUUCUACACCACUCACUCAGGCACAGAGCGUUCCGUGGGGAUCAACAGGUUCGGGAAGAAGAAGCUAUGGACAGAAAACAGUGGAACAGAACAGAGAUAUGUGAGUUUGGUGGCUAGCGGGCAGAGAGAGGAUCGUCUGCAGGACAGACUAUAUGCUUUCUACAUAGAGAAGAACCGAGGCCCGUGUUUGGGCUGUGAUCUCUGGGUUCCCUGGGUUGCUCAAGUCUGCAUGGCUGAUCUUGGAGGGCCCAAGUCUUAUCUGCAGUUCAGGUGGACCUCCAAGCUGAGUGCCAGGCUCUUCUGUGGAGACCAUGACAGCAGGCUGUACUUCACCCAGCUUGUGGACGUGAACACUGUUCUGGCAGAGAGGUGGCAGGAUACCAGGGUCUAUGCACUCUUCAGGAAUGGCUGGGGUAUGAGUGCUGUAUGUGUCUACACCAUAGAAGAUAUUGACCACAUCUUUAAAACCUCCAACUUCACUGGGCACACGGGGUCCGUUCCAAGCCCACGACCUGGGGAGUGUGUUAAAGACAGUACUAAACUCCCCAUGGAAGUCCUGAAGAUGGCGGACAAGGUUUCAGAGAUGAAGGAGGGGGUCACCAGUGGGCCUCUCCUGGUCACUCACCAGUAUUACCACCACAUCUGCGUGGACAGAGUCCAAGGCAAAGGGAAUGUCCUGUUUCUGUCUUUAGAGAAUGGAGGGAUUCAUAAGGUUCUGGAGAGGGAUGGUCAAGUCUUCGUCAUCGCUGAGUUACAACCUUUUAACUACAGCGCACACAUCCUCAGUAUGAUGUUGCACUCCUCCACGGGGAAGCUGUAUCUGGCCUCCAGCAGAGAGCUGGUUCAGAUUGACCUGGGCAGCUGUGAGCAGUAUGGAGCCCAGUGUGAAGACUGUGUCCUGGCCAGAGACCCCUACUGCGGCUGGGACGGCAGUCACUGCACCGCAGCUACAAAUAAGACAAUUCAGGAUGUGGAGAACGGGAACCAUCAGGUAUGCAGCAACAUAUCCAGAGGAGUUACUGCAAGUAAAGUUUACUUUCCAAGGUCACCAGUUGGCGCUGCAGAUGAAAUCAGAAUUCCUCUAUCUUCAAAGUACUUCCUCAGUUGCCCAACCUUGUCCAGCCAUGCGGAGUACAGCUGGAGGCACCAUGGCAACACCACAGCAACACCGUGCAUCUCCACAGGGUCAGAGCACCAGUGUCUCCUGCUAAUAGAGAGCAUGGGCCCUGAGCAGCAGGGAACAUACAGCUGUGUGUCUGAGGAGAGAGGCUACCACAGGACCCUGGUGCAAUACAAGUUACAGCUAGACAGUGGGGCCACAGGCCUGGCCUCUCCCCGCUUGGCUUGUCUGGGUCUGGUACUAACACUGGUCCUGACUUUGCUCUGCUAGAAUCAGCUCUGUGGGUUCUCACCCCAGCCCUUGUACUUUGGUCUUCCUUACACCCACACUACCUCAAGAAUAGUAUAUGACAGUCAACAGUCAAGUGACCGAGCCAUUUCCUUUGUUUCUUUCACGCUCAAUUGGUCAAAAAACAGAACGCUGUAGAAGUUGAAGGAACUGCACUUGUGCUAAGUUAACAAUUUAUCUG